AAAUAUAGCUGCCUUAAAGUCAGUCAGGACUGCAGGGGGGACUUAAAACUACUGUUGAGAAACACGGAGACUUGAGUUUCUUUUUUGUAAACAAUUUCUGCAUACUAAGGCUUUUAGAGACUUUGUCUAUGUAAUGGACUGGAUUAAAAAGUGGACUGUUUUGUUGAGGAACAUGGAAUAAAUCAGAAAGAGGAAUUAUGUCAGUAAAGUAACUGCCAUAGAUUUUUCUUCACAGAUUUCUGACAAGGAAAGUUCAACAUUUUGUUCAACAGCUGGCCAUAAGUUGCUCCAACAGAAAUGAUAUGCCACUUGUCUCUUUUAGUUGUCCUCAGUCUUUUUGUGUCUCAGUGCCAUGGCGGCUGUGCGGAGGUGGACUCCCUCACUGAAGCUGUGGCAGGAGAAGGAUUCCUGCUGGGCUGCAUCUCCUGCAAAAGAAGAGAGGAAGUUCUUGCUCGAGCCACCAUAGACUGGCACUUCAAACCCCUGGGAGAGGAGGAGUUCAGGCAUAUUUUCCACUACAACCACCCUAGUGCUGAGAUCCUGCAUGAAGAUUUCAGCGACCGUCUGCAGUGGCAAGGGACACAAAACAGUGAUAUUCAGACAGGAGCCAUUUACAUUCAUAAAGUCACCUUCAAUGACACGGGGACAUACCGCUGCACUUUUCACCGCACCCUCUUCCUGCCACAGGUCAAUGAGCAUGUUACCAUAGAGAAGGAGGUGGAACUCAGCGUGGUGGCUGUGGCCAAUCCGGAGCUGACAGCAGUGAUCUCAGAGAUAAUGAUGUACGUGCUGAUCGUGGUUCUGCAGCUGUGGCUCAUUGUGGUUCUGGUCUACUGUUACAAGAAGAUUUCGGAUGAGCAUGAGGCUCGGGAGGCCCGUAAAGCUCUCAAGGCUCAGGCAGAACUGUUAGAAUCAAAAGACAACUGUGACGGAGUGCAGCUAGAGUAACAUUAGCGGUAGAAGGAUCCUCUCUGCAAGAGUUAAGCUUCAUUACUGCACCAUUAAAUGUCAGUGACACAGGGUAUAUAAGGUGUCCCAUGGCACAACGAAACAAUUAAAGUGGGCUUUAAAGGUUUUUGAAAACAAAUGGUCCUCAAUGUAGGAAAUCAGUUUGAAUAUAUAUAUAUAUAAAUAACAGUCAAAUUAGCACAGUCCAAAGUAAUGUUUUUACAUUUUAUGUAAUGUCUAAUGUUCUAGUGAAACGAAGCUACCCAUUUGUCCUGGUCCAUGUCCAAGUUUGAAAAAUGAAGCAGAAUAAAGUGAAUGUUUUUGUAAAUCA
This is a messenger RNA of Lates calcarifer (barramundi perch), 1279 nucleotides long. RefSeq lists its product as uncharacterized. Bases 298 to 948 code for a protein of 216 amino acids. Gene Ontology annotation, biological process: regulation of heart rate by cardiac conduction; cardiac muscle cell action potential involved in contraction; sodium ion transport. Gene Ontology annotation, cellular component: voltage-gated sodium channel complex. The transcript is spliced from 6 exons. NCBI's taxonomy places the organism in Eukaryota, Metazoa, Chordata, Actinopteri, Centropomidae. The record is from RefSeq and is a predicted model, not a curated record. Gene Ontology annotation, molecular function: sodium channel regulator activity.